GGGGCGCAGCUCGGGGAACAACGGGCUGCAGAGGGGCACGCUGGGGAGAUGGGGCUGUGCGGGGCUGUGGCAGCACCCACACCCACCCUGCAGGGCGCACGAGGCCUUGUGCCCCCCAAGGCUGGGCGUUAAUGGUUAACUCCGGCCCCACACCUGCACGUCUCCCAUGGGGCAGCGCCCUGCUGUGCCCCCCGCGGGGCUCUGGGACACCACCCCAUCCCCCAGCGCUGUGCCCGUAGGGAAGGAUCGCAGCCCUGAGCCCCUACGGCUCCUCCACGCCGUGCAGCCCCCAGCUGGGCACCGGCUGCCCGCUCCCAGGGGUGGCCUUGGGGCCAAGGAGGGGCUCUGAUAAGGGGGGGAUUUAAGGCCGGCGGGCGCCCCGUGCCACCUGGCCAAACCCUGAGCACAAUGCUGGCGCUCCUCGUCCCCCUGCUGCUGCUGAAUGUCGGCUGCCGUGCUGCCGUGCUGCCCGACUCGUCACGGGUGGUGAACGGGCAGGAUGCGGUGCCGUACAGCUGGCCAUGGCAGAUCUCCCUGCAGUACGAGCGCGACGGCACCUUCCGACACACCUGCGGGGGGACCCUCAUCGCUCCCGACUGGGUGAUGACAGCCGCACACUGCAUCUCCUCAUCGCUCACCUAUGAGGUGGUGCUGGGUGAGUACGACAUGAGCUCCUCCGAAGGCCCCGAGCAGCGCAUCCCCGUGGCAGCCGAUGACAUCUUCGUGCACCCCAAGUGGAGCAGCUUCUGCGUAGCCUGCGGCAAUGACAUCGCCUUGCUGAAGCUGCGGCGCAACGCUGUGCUCAACGACUACGUGCAGAUAGGGCGGCUGCCGCCUGCAGGCACCGUGCUGCCCAAUGGCUACCCCUGCUAUCUGAGCGGCUGGGGGAGGCUGACCACGGGGGGACCAUUGCCAGACAAACUUCAGGACGCUCUGAUGCCGGUGGUGGAUCACAAGCAGUGCACACAGCCCGACUGGUGGGGCAGCAUUUCCAUCCGCACCACCAUGAUCUGUGCUGGUGGCGCUGAGCAGGCCGGCUGCAACGGCGACUCGGGCGGCCCCCUGAACUGCCAGGCUGAGGAUGGGCAAUGGGAGGUGCAUGGCAUCGCCAGCUUUGUGUCUGCUCUGGGCUGUGACGCUCCGAAGAAGCCGACUGUCUUCACGCGUGUCUCUGCCUUUGAGGACUGGAUUGCCGAGACCAUGGCAAACAACAGCUGAGUGGAGCAGCAGCGACCUCCAUGCAUCACAGUGCGCAAAUAAACCUGUAGAGCUGA
Molecule: messenger RNA, 1274 nt
Organism: Coturnix japonica (Japanese quail)
Lineage: Eukaryota; Metazoa; Chordata; Aves; Galliformes; Phasianidae
Gene: CELA3B
Product: chymotrypsin like elastase 3B
Biological process (GO): proteolysis
Molecular function (GO): serine-type endopeptidase activity
Source: RefSeq, a predicted model, not a curated record